Messenger RNA from Neurospora tetraspora, 570 nucleotides. RefSeq lists its product as uncharacterized. Bases 1 to 570 code for a protein of 189 amino acids. The transcript has a single exon. Lineage: Eukaryota; Fungi; Ascomycota; Sordariomycetes; Sordariales; Sordariaceae. The record is from RefSeq and is a predicted model, not a curated record.
AUGGCCCCAUCACCACCACCAGCCCUCCUGGCCACCCGUGCCUCCCCCACAACCACAACCCCCAUAACCCCCGCCACAACCUGCGACCACCUUGGCAUCUACGCCCUCCCCCAAAUCGUGGGCGACGAGCCCCAGAACAAGACCCUCCUGCGCGACGCGAGCAUCUUUGCCGUGCCCAAUUGGAAUGAGUCGCUAGUAGGCAUGACGGCCUGCUGUGGCGGCAGCAAUACCGAGAACCACAACAUAAACACCGAAAAUGAAGGCGUCUACGUAGGCGGACCUGAAAAGUGCGAACUAUGGUGUUUGAUCCCCGAUGAGUUCCUCUAUGAGAAUGGGACUGAUGACAGGAACGGAAACGACGCAAAAAAAAGAAAUCCGGGAUCAGUAGCCGCGAGUCUGAUGGAGAGUUGUGUGAAGAGGGAGGGGAAUAUUACGGAGGAUUUCAUUACUAUCUGGCAGGUUAAGGAUGCGGAGGGGAGCGCGGCGGCAUGGAGGGGAAAGAUGUCAAUGAAGAUGGUAGUUACGGGGGUGGUGGGGUGGGGGGUUAUGCUAGGGGGGUUGUUUGCCUGA